Alligator sinensis (Chinese alligator) is the source of this 997-nucleotide messenger RNA. RefSeq names its product eukaryotic translation initiation factor 1A domain containing (gene EIF1AD). Gene Ontology annotation, molecular function: RNA binding; translation initiation factor activity. The coding region runs from base 144 to 635 and encodes 163 amino acids. Lineage: Eukaryota; Metazoa; Chordata; Crocodylia; Alligatoridae. The transcript has 6 exons. Gene Ontology annotation, biological process: translational initiation. The record is from RefSeq and is a predicted model, not a curated record. Gene Ontology annotation, cellular component: nucleus.
GGGGGCAUCCGGAAAUUGCCCGGGGGAGGGGAAUCGAGGGGACACCGGAAGUGCCGCCAGGGGACGGUGAUGGGUGAGACACCCGGAAGUGCCGGUUCCCACGCGGAGGGCGAGACAGGAGCCGACCGCCCCAGGGCUGAGCCAUGUCCCAGGCCACCAAGCGGAAGCACGUGGUGAAGGAGGCGCUGGAGGAGCUGGUGGUGCCCACGGCCCAGCAGCAGAUCGUGCGGGUUGUGGGUAGCCCUGGGAACAACCUGCACGAGGUGGAGGCACCAGGGGGCGGGCGCUUCCUGGCCAGCAUGCCCCCCAAGUUCCGCCACAACCUGUGGAUCAAGAGAGGUGACUUCCUGCUGGUCGACCCCAUCGAGGAGGGCGAGAAGGUGAAGGCCGAGAUCAGCUUCGUGCUCUACAAGGACCACAUGCGCUACCUGCAGCAGGAGGGGCUCUGGCCUGAAGCCUUCUCAGAUGCCCCCAACAGGCGGCCCAGCCCCCAGAGCAGGGUGGGGGAGCCGCCAGCCGCCCAGGAGGAUGAGGACAGCGACAGCGACUUGUUUGUGAACCCCAAUCGGCUCCGUGACGCAGGCACUGACAGCGAGGAUGAGGACGAGGAUGAGAGCGAGGAAGAGGAGCAGUGAGCCCCUCCCCAGCACUGGGGCUGCUAUGGACUCUGCUGGCAGGUGGGAGCCUCCCUGCCCCAGCACAAAAGAUGUGGCUGCUUCUGGGGUGGGGCAUAUCACACAGAUAUGGCCACCUCUAGGGUGGGUGUUAGCAGCCAAGUGUAAUAAGCUGCUGCUGCCUCUGGGCUGGGUGUAACACCCACACAGUAACCUUGGGGAUGGGGUGCUAGCAGCUAAGUAGAACAGCAAUGGGACCACCACUGGGGCCUUAAAAUCGAUGCAGCUGGUUCUGGGGUUGGGGCUCAUCAGCGGCCGAGCAUAAUGGCCACCUCAAUAAAGACACUGGCAACUGCCCCCCUCAGUGGCCGUAAGCUCUGUGU